UGUAUUUGAUUGUAGCAACUACUCAGCCUGGGUUAGGGCCGGUUGCUGCUCAGCUGGCCCGUUCUCGCUGCGUCGGCCUCCUCGCCUUCUUCUCUCCUCGCAUCCCCCAUCACCACCUCGCCUCCUCCGCAAUGUCCUACAAGAAGAACGAGGACCUCGACUCCGGCCCCGGCGGCUCCGUCAUGGACAAGAUGACCGUCUUCCAGGACUGCAUCGCCGGCUUCAACUCCUCGCCCAUCCAGCCGCGCAGGUGCCGCGUCCUCCUCACAAAGCUCACCUACCUGCUCUCCACCGGCGACACCUUCGCCCGCGACGAGUCCACCACCCUCUUCUUCUCCAUCACCAAGCUCUUCCAGCACAAGGACAUCGCCCUAAGGCAGAUGGUCUACCUCGUCAUCAAGGAGCUCGCAAAGAACGCGGACGACGUCAUCAUGGUCACCUCCUCGAUCAUGAAGGACACCACCGUCAGCUCCGACGUCGUCUACCGCCCCAAUGCCAUCCGCACUCUCGCCAGAAUCAUCGACGCCUCCACGAUCCAGGCUAUCGAGCGCCUGAUGAAGACCGCCGUCGUCGACAAGCAUCCAAUCGUCUCCACCGCCGCGCUCGUCAGCUCCUACCACCUCCUGCCCGUCUCGCGCGAUGUCGUCCGCCGCUGGACAAACGAGACCCAGGAGACCGUGCUCGCGCAAAAGAUGUUCCCCCAGUACGGCGGCGCCAGCGGCAUGUCGGGCCCCGCGCCCUCCUACAUGACGCAGUACCACGCCCUCGGCCUGCUCUACCAGCUGCGCUCGCACGACCGCAUGGCGCUCGUCAAGAUGAUCCAGCAGUUCUCCGGCGCAGGCGGCUCGCUGCGGUCGCCCGCCGCCGUCGUCAUGCUCAUCCGGUUCGUGGCGCGCGUGAUCGACGAGGACCGCAACAUGCGCCGUCCGAUGAACAGCCUGCUCGUGGGCUGGCUCAAGCACAAGUCCGACAUGGUCAACUUCGAGGCCGCGAAGACGAUCCUCGAGAUGAAGGACGUCACCGACGAAGAGGCCACGCCCGCCAUCGCCGUCCUGCAGCUGUUUUUGUCGUCGCCGCGCUUCGUCUCGCGCUUCGCCGCCAUCCGCAUCCUCAACCGGUUCGCCAUGGUGCGGCCGCAGAACGUGAACGUGUGCAACAUCGACAUUGAGUCGCUCAUCAACGACUCGAACCGCUCGAUCGCGACCUACGCCAUCACGACGUUGCUCAAGACCGGCAACGAGGCCAGCGUCGACCGUCUGAUGAAGCAGAUUACCGGAUUCAUGAACGACAUCUCGGACGAGUUCAAGAUCAUUGUUGUGGAUGCCAUCCGCAGUCUCUGCCUCAAGUUCCCUGCCAAGCAGGCGUCCAUGCUCUCGUUCCUCUCUGGCGUGCUGCGCGACGAAGGCGGCUACGAGUUCAAGCGCGCAGUCAUCGAGGCCAUGUUUGACCUCAUCAAGUUUGUGCCCGAGUCCAAGGAGGACGCGCUGUCGUACCUCUGCGAGUUUAUCGAGGACUGCGAGUUCACCAAGCUUGCCGUGCGCGUGCUGCACUUGCUGGGCGAAGAAGGCCCCGGCACGAAGCACCCGACAAAGUACAUCCGCUACAUCUACAACCGGGUCGUGCUCGAGAACUCGAUCGUGCGCGCCGCCGCCGUCACGGCACUGUCAAAAUUCUCGCUCAUCGAGGACGAGUCCGUGCAGGCGUCGGUCAAGGUCCUGCUCACGCGCUGCCUCGACGAUCCCGACGACGAAGUGCGCGACCGCGCCGCGAUGGCGCUGCGGCUGGCGACGGUGCCGACGCCGGUGGCGAAGAGCUACCUUGCGCCGGACUCGGUGCCGUCGCUGGGCGCGCUCGAGCAGCAGCUGAUUAUGUACGUGACUGGCGGGCCCGACGCGGCGAGUGUCGCGUUCGACAUUUCGACCGUGCCAUUCCUGACCAGGGACCAGGUCGACGCGGACAACUUCCGCGCGAAGGUGUCGUCGACGAUGCCGGUGAUUGGCUCGUCGAUGGACGGCAGCGGCGCGGGAUCGGGCGCCGGAGCGGGCGCGGGCGGCAAGGGCUCGCCGUCUGCGGGCGGAGCUGCGUCGUCGUCGUCUGGAGCGGGUGCGCACGAGGACAAGACGCAGAUGUACGCGGCCGCGCUGGCGAAGAUUCCGGAGCUGCAGGAGUUUGGCGCGGUUAUGCGCAGCUCGAACGUUGCGGCGCUGACCGAGUCGGAGACGGAGUACGAGGUGCGGUGCGUGAAGCACUUGUACAAGGCGCACCUUGUGCUGCAGUUUGAUAUCGAAAACACGCUGAAGGACACGGUGCUGGAGGAUGUGUCUGUGAUUGCGACGCCGUCGGAGGAUACGUUUGAGGAGCAGUUUAUUGUGACGCUGCCGAAGCUCGAGCCCGAGAGCCAGGGCACGGUGUACGUUGCCUUCACGCGGCCGGAGGGCGAGUACGAGACGGUGUCGUUCUCAAGCACGUUGCACUUUAUCAGCAAGGAGCUUGACCCGUCGACGGGCGUGCCGGACGACACCGGGUACGAGGACGAGUACCAGGUCGAGGACGUCGAGCUCGGGGUGGGCGAUUUCCUGGUGCCGACGUAUAUCGGCAACUUCCAGCACAUGUGGGAUACGCUUCCGUAUGAGGCCUCUGAGACAUAUGGCUUGGAAGGCGUGAACGGUCUGACGGAGGCGUGCGAGAGCGUGAUCUCGAGUCUGUCGCUGCAGCCGUUGGAAGGCAGCGAGCUGCCGCUGCAGGCGGCCACGCACGUGCUCAAGCUGUUUGGGCGGACGGUGCAGGGCGGGAAGGUGAGCGCGCUUGUGCGGAUGGCGUAUAGUGCGAAGAACGGCGUGACGCUCAAGAUCACGGCGAAGAGUGAGGAGGAGGUUGUUGCGCCGAUGGUUGCGGCGGCGAUUGCCUAGUGAUAGAUGAUGUUUAUUUCAGUUAUUUAAAAAAGAAUUUAGUAAUGAGUAUAGUAGUGUGUGUAAAUUGAUGAUGCGAUUGUUUUAUUAUUGUGAUU
Myxozyma melibiosi is the source of this 3007-nucleotide messenger RNA. Its product is annotated as vesicle coat complex COPI, gamma subunit. The transcript is spliced from 2 exons. Gene Ontology annotation, biological process: endoplasmic reticulum to Golgi vesicle-mediated transport; protein secretion; intra-Golgi vesicle-mediated transport. The record is from RefSeq and is a predicted model, not a curated record. Gene Ontology annotation, molecular function: structural molecule activity. Gene Ontology annotation, cellular component: Golgi membrane; endoplasmic reticulum; endoplasmic reticulum-Golgi intermediate compartment. NCBI's taxonomy places the organism in Eukaryota, Fungi, Ascomycota, Lipomycetes, Lipomycetales, Lipomycetaceae. The coding region runs from base 132 to 2909 and encodes 925 amino acids.